ACGGACACUCUGGUUCUGAUGGAGUUGGAACGUUUGCUGAUAAAGAAACACGCCAGUGAGCUGAUGGAGGCGGGGCUAACGGGACUGACCAACCAGAAGGACCGCCGGCGUCUGCUGAAGGCGGAGCUUCCGGAAUACCUCCUGGAUUUUGGCUACGUCAUCCUCGGCGAGAUCCGGUCACACGUCAUCAAAAUCUCCAACACGGGACCUUUCCCGGUGUCCUUCCAGGCGGACAGACGUGGACUCCCAGGCACAGGCUUCUCUGUAGAGUUGGAUCGGGUCCGGAAUCUGCCGAGCUGGCACACAGAAACCUUCCAGGUGAAGUUUGAUCCUCAGUCCGGCGGCACCAAUCUGGGCCCUGCAGACGUUGUGAUGCCGAUUCAGGUAUGCGGGGGCCCCAGGUUUCCGCUACGUCUCCGGGCCUCUGUGACCAUGCCGUCAUUGUGUGUGUCAGAGGAACGGGUGGAGUUCAGCAGCGUGCAGUGCGGUCAGUGUCAGAUCCGGUCCAUCCAGCUCCAGAACCAGCUCCCCGUGCCCUGCGAGUGGACCGCCGUCCCCCAGGAGACGGAAACCAAGGUAGACAAGCACAUCCCCAUGCACCUCCGCAAGAAACUGCGACAGGAAGUCAAACCCAAAGCAGCCAUCUUUGAGGUGAUGCCGCCACAUGACGUCCUGCUCCCCGGGCAAAAGAAGAACAUUGAGAUUAAGUUUCAGCCUCAGGAGAAGNNNCUGUACAGCCAGCGGCUGGUCCUGCAGGGGGCACAGAGCAGUCAGAGAGUCAUGCUGCUGGUCCAGGGCCACGGUCUGGAGCCCCAGUUGGAAUUUAGCCCUUCUGUACUGCAGCUGGGCCCAAUCUUACCGCUGAGCCCCGGGGACAAUGUGACGGUCGUGGUGAGGAAUCCCUGUACAUUCCCUAUCGAGUUUUACUCCCUGGAGAUGGACAAGCAGUACCUGGAGGAGGAGAAGAUCCUGAGGAUGUUGAAGGGAUAUGAUGCCCAGAACACUCUGCUCCUCCCACCGCGAUCGCCCGGAGAGAAGUUACCACCCGAAAUUCUGGAGUUCUACGAGGAGAAAAGACGACGUCUGGAAGAGCAGGAAGAGGGGCUUGUGAGGCAGCAGACUGAGCGCGGGGCAGGAGAAGAGACAGAGGAGCAGCAGACAUCAGACACGGGGGACAAGCACGACCUUCCAGGACCCCAGCGUGUCCCAUCUGCCACUAGUUAUGGGGAGAGCCGUUCCUCACAUGCUGAAGCCAAAGCUGAGGAUGCUGACGAGGAUUCUGAGAAGAAGGCUGGAGCAGGUGACAACGUUUCCGGCACCAGGACAGCUGUGGGAGAGUUGGAGCUCGAUCCCGUGUCUCAGGCUGUGGCCCGCUAUAUGGGGAUAGAUACCAGCAGUGAGGGACAGGCAGCAAGAACCCGCCGAGGCAUGGCCAUCAUUGUACACGGAGCCCCACUUACCGGCAAGUCCUCCACAGCAUUGGCGCUGGCCCAGCACUACAGCGCGACCUGCCUGUCCAUGGACACGGUGGUCCUGGAAGCCGUCUCUGAUGGGAGCACCCAAGCGGGGCUAAGGGCCAGACAAUUGUGUGCCAAGGCGGCUACCGAUCAGUUGCUGCGAGAGGCUGAGGAGGCAGCCUCCCAGACUCUGGACGUCCCCGGCGGGGAGCCGGCGCUCAGCAUGGAGGCCGUGGCUAAACACACGGCAGAGGGAGGCCAAGGUGCGGAGGUUAGAGCCGCCCCGCAAUCUGUUGUCUCCCGCGGGAAUCACGACGGCCCGCAGCCGGGGAAAGGGAAAACUGAGAGCCACCCAACAGCCGCGACCAAGCCGCAGCACCCAACCGAGCCGCCCACGUCACUGGCUGGGGGCUCGCCACUUCCGGGACCGGCACAAAGACGACUCAGUGUCAGCGCAAGUGUGGCCGGAGAACCGGGACUGAUGAGCUGCGAGCUGCCCGAUGACCUCCUCAUAGAGAUCCUGAGUGACCGACUCCAGUUGAAUGACUGUUCCCGUGGCGUGGUGUUUGAUGGUCUGGACACCGUGUAUGCCUCUAACACGCCCUCAGCUCUGCGCGUUAUACUGAAGGCUUUGAACAACCGCAGACAUAUCUAUCUCAUCAACCUGAAGCAAGAUUACAGCAGUAUGAAGACCCGCGAGAGAGCGCAGAGAGAGCAGGAAGAACAGGAAGAGCUGCGUGCUCAGGCCCAGGAGAAAGCCAACAUAGAGGACAUGGACGAGGAGGAGUAUGACCGCUUACCAGAUGAGGAGCGCGCGCGCAUCGAUCGGCUGCGUCUGCAGGCUCUGCGCCAACGCAAGAAAAGGGAGCUGGAGGAACGUCUGGCCCGGGAGGAACAGGAGCGGAAGCUGCAGGAGGAGUUGUUGAAGCAGAAAGAAGAAGAGGAGCUGAGGAAAAAGUUGAAGAGAGGAAAGAGCCGCAAUUCCGGAAAAGAGGAGAAGGACGGAAAGAAGAGUCAAAUUGGGAACAAGCAGGCUACAAACACACUGACUGUGAAGUCGGAACAUCUUUCGGACUUUGGGGUGGAGAGGAAAGUGUCAGUACUCAGAUCAGACUCGGCGCUCAAUGACCCAGAGGACACCAAGAAGAAGAGGAGUAAAGACGCACCCCAGCAUGUGGUCGUGUCGGAGGACCCCGGGAACGAUUCCCUCAGCGACAGCGAGAAGCAGCUGAUUCAGAGAUUCCGGAACUACGAGUCCUCCCAGAAGGAGAUCUCCCACGUCCUCACUUUCUGGGACCGAGUACAGGGCAUCCUUCUGCCACCUCCCCCUGCGGAGGAUGGCCAGCGCGAGGGCGAAGACCCAGCUCCAGAGCGACACGCCCCCUCCGGGAGGAAGUGCCGGAAGGACCGCGAGCGGGAAAAGCAGGAAAAACUGGAGCGGGAGAAAGCUGAGAAAGAACGUCAAGUGAAGGAAAGGAUGGAGAAGAUGAAGAGUAUGGAGGACGAGGCAGGACCAUACCAAGGACCAGAGCAGGAAGGCCAGAAGGUUCAAGAAGAAGAUCUGAAGGCUCUGAGGACAGAGGUGGGAAUCCCUCACUACGACCUGCAAGUUACCAGAAACCACGAGUCCAUGGAAGAGCAGAUCCUACAGAGCGGGACAUUGCCAUCAGUGGAGGAGAUCCUGGAAGGCCUUGGCUUAGGUCCAUCUGGUCCUCCAGUGCCGCCUCCACACAUCUUCUCAGUUGUCCCAUUACCAGACAGGAGGGGACCGUCUGCCGACCAGGAGACCCUCAGCCACUUCUCCUUCAUAGCGGCCUCCCCAGACGACCCCAAUGUGAUUGCCGAAGAGAAGAAGGAUGGAGAGGCCGAGCCAGACCCAUCGUUGUCCAUCCCGGCAAAGGAGGAGCAGCUGACACCCACCAAGAGUCGCAGCCGGAAGGAGAAAGGUGGAGACACGGGCCGCGAGAGCCAGAAAGACAAGAGACGCUCAACUUCUCUACGUAAGAGCCAGCAGAACCAGGACAGCCGCUCCCCACCGCCGCCCGGUGCCAGGACACCCGUCUCUGACCAGGAGCUCAGCAGCCUGGCAGGAGAGGCCCAGCCAGAAAAAAUACAAAGUCUAGGACUGUUCCGCUGGGUGGUGCCGGCUGGAGGACAAGUUCUGCUUCGGAUCCAUUACCAGUCCAGCAGUGUUGGCAACUUUGACCAAACCCUCAACUUUGAGCUUGUUGGGACCCGGCGCAGGUACCAGCUCUACUGCCGCGGCGUCUGUUCCUUUCCUACCAUCAGCCAGGACCCCAAGAUUGUUUUCCCUCAUCGUAAGAAAGGCACCAAAAGUCAUGAGAUCGUGCAGAAGAAGUUCCUCCUGAGCAGCGGCACGUUUGAUUUUGGGCCUCUGCUGUGCGGGAAGAGUCGGGAGAAGUACAAAGCGGGACAAUACCCAGAGAACGCGGAGAGGCUCGCCAUCUACAACGUGUCACCUAUGGAAUCCGAGGUGACUUUCUGCUUCCAGCACGACGUCAAAGCCGCCACCUUCAUACUGGAUCCCCCGAGCAUGACGCUGAGACCGGACCAGAAGCAGGAGCUCUCCGUGUGGGCGUACCCGACCGCCCCGGCAUUGUACGAGGAUAAUAUCGUGUGCUGCAUCAAGGACAACCCCGAGCCCGUCAUAUUCCGCUUGUGCUGCCGCGGCGUGCGCCCGGAACUGGAACUGGACCGCAAGCAAGUUCACUUUGAGAAAGUCCUGCUGCAUCGGAAAGACACCAAAACCAUCUUCCUGAGGAACAGCACUUACCUGCCGGCAGCCUGGCGUGUGACGGGCCUGGAGAGUCUGGGCGACGACUUCUCCGUGUCCCAGGAUCAGGGCAUUGUGGCCCCCCGGUCAGAGUACGGAUUACAGCUCCACUUCAAGGCCGCCAAAGCCUCCAACGUCAAGAAGUUAAUUCGCCUGGAGGUCUCGGAUGUGGAGAACAUUCUGGGAAUUGUCCAGCUGGAGAACAUCCAUGUGUUGGCAGAGUCGUAUGACGUGUCCCUGGACAUCAGCUUCCCAAAAGGCACAGACGGUGGGUUGGAUUUCGGGGUGGUGAAGGUGAUGGAUGAAGCAAAGCAUAGUCUGUCACUGAAGAACAAAGGCAAAUAUGAGAUUGGCUUCAGCUUCUCCCUGGAAGCCUCCAGUCCCGGAAUGCCUGAUCCCAACUCCAUAUUCACCAUCCUGCCCCAGAAGGGGACACUCGGCCCCAGUGACCGGGCCACCCAGGUACAGAUCGUCUUCCAGGCCAAGAAGGAAGUGCAGAUUACAGAUAAACCCGUCCUGAAAUGUCAGGUUAUUGAACCAAAUCUAAGUGAGGGAGGGGAGACAAUCGCGAGUAUUCCCAUCCGAAUAUCCGCCUCAUCAGCCUAUUCCAAAUACCGUCUAGCGCCAUCCUCCGACAUCAACUUUGGCGCCAUGGUGGUUGGAAUGCGCAAGCUUCAAUCUUUCACCUUGGAGAAUUGCGGGCUGCUGGAGUUCCGGUACAACAUCAGCAAAAUGAUUGGGGAGGUGAUGAUCCAGCCCACUAAAAAGGGGCCGGCUCAUGGCAUGAAGAGAUCUCGAUCCCGGGAGGGUUCCGGAUCCAGCAGAUCUGUUGCCUUAAGUAAAACCAAGCGCUCUGAUUCCCAGCUAAGAGAGACGAACAUUUCUGGACAGGCACGCAUUGCUCUGGGCAUGUUCAUUGUGUCUCCCAUCUUUGGAAGCAUUCCUCCGGGGGGUCAGCAGGUGAUCGCCGUGGACUGUCUUGUGGAUCAGCUUGGGAAGAGUGAGGAAUUCCUGGUUGUAGAUAUCUCUGACCGGAACCCAGAUGACCAUCCUAAUGGGAUCCCCUUCCGCCUUGUGACCGAGGGCUGCACUCCGGGAUUCGUCACGGAUGACAUCGGCAGCAUAUUUGAGGAGCACCGAAUUGUCGGGGACGCCAGGGUCCUCCAGUGUCUGCCGCCAUUGGACUCCGGCGGAAUCUACCUGAAAGACGAGAGCCGCUUCCUGUUUUGGAACGUCAUCGUGGGACAGACUUCCUGCGCCCGCUUUAAGAUCAUCAACAGCGGGAAAGUGGCGUGCGAUGUGACGUUAAGCAUCAAGCCCGUGUCCAGUAAGUCCACGGCUCGGAUCAACGACAUCUACGAAAUCCAGCCAUCGCGCAUGACGGUGCAGAGUCACGGGCACGGCUUUGUCACCGUGUCCUUCACCCCGCAGAGCAUGCAGAUGUACCAGUGUGUCUUCGAGGCCGCGGUGGAUGGGAUGCCGAG
Nanorana parkeri is the source of this 5735-nucleotide messenger RNA. Its product is annotated as hydrocephalus-inducing protein-like. Gene Ontology annotation, biological process: cilium movement; axonemal central apparatus assembly. The annotation marks the transcript as partial. Gene Ontology annotation, cellular component: axoneme. The record is from RefSeq and is a predicted model, not a curated record. NCBI's taxonomy places the organism in Eukaryota, Metazoa, Chordata, Amphibia, Anura, Dicroglossidae. The transcript is spliced from 31 exons.